Molecule: messenger RNA, 1202 nt
Organism: Diospyros lotus (date-plum)
Lineage: Eukaryota; Viridiplantae; Streptophyta; Magnoliopsida; Ericales; Ebenaceae
Exons: 6
Coding region: 150-1202 (350 amino acids)
Source: RefSeq, a predicted model, not a curated record
AAUAUGGUAUCGGAGGACCGUAAUCGGGCUUCAAGAUCACCGACGCUCGGCAGGAUCAACGCAGCAAGGGUUUCCAAUUGGAUUUCCGCUCUCUCUUGUUUGGCUGAAGAAUUUCAGACUCGACGCCUCUCCCGCCAUCUCUUUCGUUGAUGGAAAAAGGCGAAGUUAGGGAGACAAUUACAAGAUCGUUGCAGAAACUCGAUUUGAAUCCCAAUUCAGACUCCCCCAAAUCCAAAGGAAACAAUCCUUCCGCCUUCCAGCUCUCCAUAUUGCCACUUGAGAAGGCAAGGCCUCCCACUUUGGUCAGCCUAUGCCUUGGUGUUAUUGGGAGGCACUUUGAGGAUAUCAUUGAGGACUUGGGAGAGAUUGCUGCCAAUUUUCCUGCUGAUAUUAAGAUGGCAAUGGCAGCAAUUGCAAAAAGAAGAAAGUUAUUGAAUGAUGAUGUCAUUAUAUCACUGGCUGAUAGCUCAUGGAGAAUCCUUGAUUUGUCCAGUUCAGAUGUUUCUGAUUUUGGCUUAUCAAGAAUUGCAGCAAUUUGCAAAUUUAUCCGAGCAGUGGAUAUAAGCCGAUGCAGCAAAAUCACAUCUCUUGGUGUUUAUGAACUAGUGCAACAUUGUCGUUCAUUGGAGAUAUUAAGAUGCGGAGGGUGCCCUAGGAGUGACAACACUGCCCGCAGAUGCUUGGGUAUCUUGAAACCAAGCCUAGAAGAUGUGGAGGGGGAGUCCUGGGAGGAACUCGAUACCUUGGAGAUUGCUCAUGGUGCACCAUCGCUGCGCUGGCUUGUAUGGCCAAAGAUUGACAAGGAUUCAUUGGAGAGCUUGUCCACUGAGUGUCCACGGAUCAUAGUAAACCCCAAGCCAUCGCCUUUUGGCUACAGGGGUGCAGAGGUUCCCAGAGAAGCACUGCCAAAUAUACCAUUGGAUGAUCCUAUUGUCAAAGAUAUUGAUCCCAAAACAUGGUCAGUUUAUGGGUAUGCAGCCAGGUCCACUGCUGCAUCUGUUUCCAACCCCACGGAUCUGCCAAUGGCUGAAAAAUUCAGGCUUGCAUUCGUGGAGAGGGACAACCGGUUGGCGCCAAAACGCGCGAAGAAUGCAAGGCAGCAUCAACGGCGUGCAGAGAGGGAAUGGGUGAUGACUAGUACGAAUGCAAAAGCAAUAGCUCUUGCCUCACAAGCAAGCAAAUCACUGCACAAUCGAACCUAG